AUGUGGAACAUGAAAUUUGAUGGCAACAGAAGGCAGGGAAUGCUAGCUUCUGGAUGGACAACUGGACUAAACAAGAAAGAUAAUUUCAGUUCAAUUUUCACCCAGAAACUCAUAAUCCAUAGAUUAACGCAUCAAUUUUGUCUCAGAAAAAAAUGGCACACCGUUGCUUCAUGGACAUGGGACGCGCAAGAUGAAACUUGUGGUAUAUGCAGGAUGGCUUUUGAUGGUUGUUGUCCUGAUUGCAAACUCCCUGGUGAUGACUGUCCACUAAUAUGGGGUGCUUGCAACCAUGCAUUUCAUCUUCAUUGUAUCUUGAAGUGGGUGAAUUCUCAAUCUGGACAAGCACAUUGUCCCAUGUGCCGUCGUGAAUGGCAGUUCAAAGAAUGAAC
Messenger RNA from Solanum verrucosum, 389 nucleotides. Its product is annotated as anaphase-promoting complex subunit 11-like. Gene Ontology annotation, biological process: protein ubiquitination; positive regulation of mitotic metaphase/anaphase transition; anaphase-promoting complex-dependent catabolic process. NCBI's taxonomy places the organism in Eukaryota, Viridiplantae, Streptophyta, Magnoliopsida, Solanales, Solanaceae. The coding region runs from base 1 to 387 and encodes 128 amino acids. The transcript has 4 exons. Gene Ontology annotation, cellular component: nucleus; anaphase-promoting complex. Gene Ontology annotation, molecular function: ubiquitin protein ligase activity; cullin family protein binding; zinc ion binding. The record is from RefSeq and is a predicted model, not a curated record.